Molecule: messenger RNA, 1158 nt
Organism: Mycetomoellerius zeteki
Lineage: Eukaryota; Metazoa; Arthropoda; Insecta; Hymenoptera; Formicidae
Product: lysosomal aspartic protease
Exons: 8
Coding region: 1-1158 (385 amino acids)
Biological process (GO): cell death; proteolysis
Cellular component (GO): lysosome
Molecular function (GO): aspartic-type endopeptidase activity
Source: RefSeq, a predicted model, not a curated record
AUGUUUCAAAUUUUCGUGGCGGUUGCAAUACUUUCCGUGCUCAUCAACGCAGAAGAGAGCAGAACUCCGCUGUAUGAGACAAACUCUACUCAAAGAUCGACUGACAUCGAUCAUCGACAGAGUCGUUCGGUUAGGAGUCGUGUUGCUAUAAGAAUAAAAUUGCAAAAUGAUCACGAAAAUUCCUUUUUUGGCUAUAUCUCAAUUGGAUCUUUUCCACAAUAUUUUAAAGUACUUUUCGAUACUAGUUCCUCAAAUUUCUGGAUACUAUCUAAAAAUUGCAAUAGUAAUACCGCUGCUUGCACCUCAGAAUCACAUAUUAAAUAUAAUGAUAGCAAAUCAAAAACAUACAUAUCAAAUAGUACUUCAUUCGAUAUUCAAUACGAUGAUGAUGUUAUCUCCGGAUAUUUAUCUACUGAUGUAGUGUAUUUCGGUCUUCGUAGCUCAAUUGCUGUUCAAAAUCAGACAUUCGGAGAAGCAAUAAGCUAUAGACGGCGAUUACAGCUUGUUCCAAAUUAUGAAGGAGUCGUGGGAAUGGGUUAUUCCACAUCAGCUAUUACAGGAAUUCCCGUUCUUAUUAACAUGGUUCAACAACGCCUGUUGUUACGACCCAUUUUUAGCAUCUAUAUGAAAAGAGAGUAUGUACUUUUCACUGAGGUUGGUGAACUGAUAAUUGGUGAUACCGAUCCCAAUCUUUAUGUAGGCAAACUCACGUAUGUUAAUGUUACACGCAAAGGAUACUGGAAAUUUACUAUGGAUACAGUUCGACUAGGAAAUAAUACCUUAUGCGCGAAUGACUGUCAAGGUAUUAUUGACUCGAGCAACUUUCGAAUAUCUGGACCGCUAUCGGCUAUUGCAGUUAUUAAUAAAUAUAUCAGAACUAUUAGUCUUAACGAUUCAGCAUUUGUGGACUGCAAAAAGAUUUACAAGUUGCCCGAUAUUUAUUUUAUCAUAGGUGGAAGAAUAUUCGAACUUACUAGCGAAGACUAUAUUAUUCAAUCCACGUUAAGCUAUGGCACAUCGUGUAUGAGCCCUUUCGAGGAUAAUAACAUUUCGGAUAAGGAUGGUCCAACGUGGGUUUUAGGCAGUCUAUUUCUUCGUCGAUAUUAUAUUAAAUUCGACAUGGGAAAAAAUAAAAUGGGAUUCGCCCCUGCAAAAUAA